Messenger RNA from Aspergillus steynii IBT 23096, 1281 nucleotides. Its product is annotated as NAD(P)-binding protein. Lineage: Eukaryota; Fungi; Ascomycota; Eurotiomycetes; Eurotiales; Aspergillaceae. The coding region runs from base 343 to 1086 and encodes 247 amino acids. Gene Ontology annotation, molecular function: oxidoreductase activity. The transcript is spliced from 2 exons. The record is from RefSeq and is a predicted model, not a curated record.
GAAGGAUCCACUUUACAAGAAUUGCCUCUGACUCCGUAGUUCAUCAGUUGACACAGGGACUUAAGUGGCAAUCCCGGCCCGAUUGUUCAUUGUUGAUGUCAGAGACCGACCCUAGAGUGCUCAUUAUGUGGUCCAUCCGCUCUUAUCGCCGCCCGCUCGGCUUUAUGGUCGAUCUCCGUGGAGACUAUGAGAAUGCGCCUCAUGUGUACAGCGUAACGUCGCCAGACAUUGAGAGAUGUCCUUCUAAGCAUACAGUGCCGUCUGGUCUUGCACCAUCUGAAACCAACCGUCUACUACAUUUAUCAAACCCUCAAAAAGGUCACCCAUUUGAAAGACAUCAUCAUGUCUCUUACGGGAAAAGUCAUUCUGAUCACCGGAGCAUCCGCCGGGAUAGGGAAAGCCGUGGCACAGCGCGUGGCCCAGAGCGGUGCCAGCGUUGUGAUCAAUUAUCUACGUGAUGCCACCUCUGCCAAUGCCCUGGUCGACGAGAUCGGCCUACACCGGGCUCUCGCCGUGCAAGCCGACGUUUCCAGAACCGAUGAUAUCCACCGUCUAGUCGAGACGACGGUUGCGAAAUUCGGACACAUUGACGUGGUCAUCCCGAAUGCUGGCAUUCUCCCGAUGAAAGACCUCGACAGUACCACGGAAGCCGACUUUGACGCCGCAUUCGCGCUCAACGUGAAAGGGCCGUAUUUCCUAGCGCAGGAGGCAGCGCGUCAUAUGCCUUCCGGGGGCCGCAUCAUUUUUGUAUCGACGGGCGUUACAUCCUUCUCCGCGGCGGCGCCUUCUUACCUUCUAUACGCCGCCACGAAAGGCGCAAUCGAACAGAUGACUCGGAUCGCCGCCAAAGAUCUCGGACGCAAAGGGAUCAUGGUUAAUGCCGUGGCCCCUGGUCCGACGCAGACCGAGUUGUUCCUCCAGGGCAAAUCAGAGGAGACAUUGCGCCUUAUAGCUAGCGCCAAUCCGUUCAAGCGUGUCGCGGUCCCGGAGGAGAUCACGGGGACCUUUAAUUUCCUCUGCGGACCCGAUAGUGCCUGGAUUUCGGGGGAAGUGAUUCGAGUGGAUGGGGCAAUGGCACUGCAUUGAGGAUGGGAUAGGUAGAUAGAUAGAUGGAGAAACGAAUGAGAGAAAUGAAUAGUCCUGAUCAUGAUCGAUCCAGAUCGCAUCUAGUGCGUAGUACUCCGGAGUAUGACCUCAGAGGAUGACAUGGCUACUCCGGAGUCGUGCUCCGUCGACUAGCCAGCGUUAAGAAGGACCGCUUAACUCUUAAACAAGAAAAAG